Schistocerca piceifrons (Central American locust) is the source of this 1339-nucleotide messenger RNA. RefSeq lists its product as uncharacterized. Bases 65 to 718 code for a protein of 217 amino acids. The transcript is spliced from 3 exons. The record is from RefSeq and is a predicted model, not a curated record. Lineage: Eukaryota; Metazoa; Arthropoda; Insecta; Orthoptera; Acrididae.
AAGGCGCCCACCUCCGCUGUCCGGCACCACAGUCCCCCAGUCACCCGACGCACCAAGCACAGCAAUGCAGGCCACGCUGGUUUUCGUCGCGGCGUCGCUUGUGGCGGUGGCCACAGGCGAAGCGCCCUCCACCAGCUACGGCGCGCCCUUCCGCCAGGCACAGCGUCUCCAGACUCAGCCGCAGCAGCAGCAGCAGCAGCCACAGGCAUUCGCCCAGUCGCAGGCUCAGCCAUCAUUCGCUGCUCCUCAGUCUUUCUCCGGAUUCUCUGCGGCCAGCUUCCGCCCACAGUUCUUCAUUCCCUCACAGGACGCCUCUCGACUGUCGGGCCUCUACCGCCUGCCCAGCUUCGCAAACUCUGCCCCCACCACCACAGAAGCUGCCACCACCACUACAGAGGCUCCUACGACUACCGUGGCCGGCCCUUACAACUAUGACUUCCCCAGCGGCCGCACUGCGGCGCUACGUGAGGCGGAGGAGAGCGGCGUGUACUACGUGCUGCAGCCAGACGGCCGCCUGCAGCGCAUCGCCUACGCCCACGGGCCCGUCCCCAUCUCCGCCGCCCCCGAGCAGCAGCGUGCCUAUCCUGGAGAGCUGUCUGCCCUGCAGCAGCCAGCAGUAGCACCCGGCUAUCUGGCGCGCUUCCAGUACCAGGACUUGCAUCCUGCCGGUGCUCCCAUCUACUCUUACAAGCAACCUGAGCUUGUGCGCAUCAACUAGGAUAUCAGACAUGCUCGUUUCAGUUCCACGAUUAGCUACCCCAAUGUUCAGUACAAUCGCGUAGCUUAUUUAACGCUAGCUGAGUGUGUUAUCAAGUUGCAGUAUACGAAUAUUGUGUGUAUCCCGUCAUUCUGGGAAAUAAGACAUACUGCCUCCUCUCAGACUCAGCUCUCCGGAGGGCUUCAUUAAAUCUGUUUAAAGGAUAGCACACCGUAUUAUCAUCAUCUUCUCAAUGAAAAUUUCUGAUGUACAUUAUACAGCAGAAAGAUGUUGUUACAACGAUGAAGUUCUUAAAAGAAAAUCAGCAGGCUUAAGACAACAACUAAAAUCUUUCAUUGUCUCUCUGACUACCAGUUUGUAUUAUGUUUAUUUGUUACACAAAAAGAAAGAUUUCAGAAAAUCGUUGUAGUAAUCAUUUAUUCAGUACGCUGGGUGACUGAGCAUCGCUAAAUGUAAUUUGGCAAACUGCAUUUAUUAUUGUAGGAAAAAAUCAUUGUUGCCUUCGAAUUGGUCAAUAUCCCGACAAAAAUUGUUUUAUCCAGAUAUAUUGUACAAGGUCUUAUUUACUUGUUGACUACUGAUGUAAAAUUGUUUAACUGCAAUAAAAGUUUUGUACAAUUA